Messenger RNA from Micropterus salmoides (largemouth bass), 6253 nucleotides. Its product is annotated as semaphorin-6B-like. The record is from RefSeq and is a predicted model, not a curated record. The coding region runs from base 566 to 3265 and encodes 899 amino acids. NCBI's taxonomy places the organism in Eukaryota, Metazoa, Chordata, Actinopteri, Centrarchiformes, Centrarchidae. Gene Ontology annotation, biological process: neural crest cell migration; negative chemotaxis; semaphorin-plexin signaling pathway. The transcript has 17 exons. Gene Ontology annotation, molecular function: semaphorin receptor binding; chemorepellent activity.
UAUGGGCCCCUGCUGUCACUGUGACUGCUCCGCGUUGGACAUUUCACCUCGCCACUGUAAAUUUAAAAAGGGGAUUACAUUUUGCUGACUACUAAUUUCACAGCCGUGGCUCGACCAAGUGAAGACAACUGGUCGGUCCCGCUGACAGAAGACUUAUUACAGUCCGCAAUUGCAGGAUUUGGGAUUUUGAAAGGGUCCGAAUAAGGCUACCGGGAAAGAAAACGUAAUCUGGAUGACAUUGAACCUCAAUAGGUUACCGUUUACACAUUUAGACUACGGACUCCUUUUCUCCAGGAGAAAAAAAAAAAAAACGUUUUGUAGUUGACUGGGCGUUUUGGACGCAUUCGGUAAACGGUGAUGCUACGGCGGCGCGCAGGAACCAUAGAGGGAAGAGACAGGUGAGGUGCGGCUAAGGAGCUGCUGUUAUUUCAGAGAGGCUUUGGAUACCGAGAGCUCGUGGCAUCCAUCACCCUUUACUCCACAGAGAGGACGAAGAAAGACCAGAGAGGGCGAGUUGGCGACUGGCACCUGCCUCCGCCUCCCUACCUGGCCAUCUGGUGCGUGCAUGUGUGUUGCUGCCAUGGCGACCGUGGCUCCUCCCCUCACAUUUCUUCUCCUGCUGCUGCAAGUGGCUGAUGGCUCUUUCCCAGAGGAACCCAGUCCACUCAGCUACGUCCCCAUAGAGGUUGUGCGGAGGUAUCCAGUGUUCUUGGGCAGAGCUCAUCGUUCAGCUCAGAGACAGGAGCUGCACAUCCAGACGGUCCUCCAAGUUAACCGCACGCUCUACAUAGGAGCCAGAGAUGACUUGUACAGAGUGGAGCUGGAUAACAUGGCAGGUGAUGAGAUGUUCUAUAGCAAGAAACGGACUUGGGAAUCCAAUAAGAAUGACAUUCGAGUGUGCCGGAUGAAGGGCAAACAUGAGGGAGAGUGCCGUAAUUUCAUCAAGGUUUUGCUCAGCCAGCAUGGUGGCCUGUUUGUAUGUGGAACAAACGCCUUCAACCCGCUUUGUGCCAACUACACUAGAGACACUCUAGAAAUGGUGGGAGAGCCUGUCAGUGGGAUGGCACGGUGCCCAUAUGAUCCACGUCAUGCCAAUGUGGCUUUAUUUGCAGAUGGAAGUCUCUUUACGGGCACUGUGACAGACUUCCUGGCCAUCGAUGCGGUGAUCUAUCGUAGCCUCGGCGACAGCCCUGCCCUCCGCACAGUCAAACACGACUCCAAAUGGUUCAGAGAGCCCUACUUUGUGAGCUCCAUGGAGUGGGGUCCUCAUAUUUAUUUCUUCUUCAGAGAGAUGGCCAUGGAAUUUCAUCAUCUCGAGAAGGUGAUGGUGUCCCGUGUGGCUCGUGUGUGUAAGGCAGACCUGGGUGGCUCUCAGCGUGUCCUCGAGAAGCAGUGGACCACAUUCCUGAAGGCACGGCUCAACUGCUCCGUCCCAGGAGAUUCACACUUUUACUUCAACCUCUUACACGCCACAAGCAACAUCAUCCACAUGCAGGGACGAGACGUCAUCCUUGGUCUCUUCUCCACGCCACCAAACAGCAUCCCUGGCUCCGCGGUGUGUGUAUUUGACAUGCAGCAGCUCGCUCAUGUCUUUGAGGGCCGGUUUAAAGAGCAGAAAUCCCCCGAGUCUAUUUGGACUCCCGUACCCGAUGAAGCAGUGCCCAAACCUAGACCAGGGGGAUGUGCAGUGCAGGGAUCCAGAUUUAGCUCCUCUACCACGUUGCCAGAUGAGGUGUUGAACUUUGUGAAGACCCACCCACUGAUGGACGAGACCGUUCCACUACUGGGGCACAGACCCUGGGUGGUCAAGACUAUGGGCCGGUACCAGCUGACAUCCAUGGUGGUCGACACAGAGGCUGGUCCACAUAAGAACCGUACGGUCUUGUUCCUGGGCUCCACCCGAGGAACCAUUCUGAAGUUUCUGAUGAUUCCCAGUGGAGAUUCUGUCUCCCACAGCAGUGUGUUUCUGGAGGAGGUGGAAGGAUUCAACCCAGACAAGUGUGGUGAGGACUCUCCUCAGGCUCGCCAGCUCUUGUCUCUGUCACUGGACCGGACCAGCUAUACUCUGCUGCUGGCCUUCCCCUCCUGUCUGGUCCGAUUGCCCACCUCUCGCUGCCACCUGCACUCACGCUGCAUGAAGAGUUGUCUAGCCUCCAGGGACCCAUACUGUGGCUGGACCAGAGGCAGCACCUGCUCCUUCCUGAGACCAGGCACACGGCUGCCUUUUCAACAAGAUGUGGAAUAUGGAAACACCACCUCCCAUCUAGGAGACUGUGAUGGAAUUCUGCAGCAGAGUUUGCUGAUUGAACCGGAGAGCUUGGUCUCCCUCAACCUGCUUGUGGCUUCUGCAGUCUCCGCGUUCACCAUCGGGGCGGCGCUCUCUGGCAUUGCUGUGUGCUGGAUCAUGGCCCACAAGCCCACCAACCGUCGCCACGGCAACGCCUCCCAGUCCUCUAUCCAGCGGCGUGAAAGAGGCCUGCUGAGUAAUGCCGGCGGGAUGGGAGGCUCUGUGCUCAGUGUGACGCGGCAGGGAGGAGGGGAGCGCCCCUGCUCUCAGGGCGGUGAAACCCUGUUUGUCAUGCCCAACGGCUGGGUGAAGUCAGGAGAACUUGACCCAGGUUUCCUGCCCACCCCGGAGCACACGCCCCAGCAGAAACGCAGAGGCCUACGACUGUCGGACUCCAACUCUGGUGGCUGGGACACCAGCCAGACGUACCUGGGGGGAGGCUCUGUGGGUCUGGGUUCACCCUGCCGCAUACCCCCCUCCGUCUACCUGACCACCAGACUCUUCCAGCAGGGGGGAGGCGGGAGACACAGUGGUGAGGGCCGAGGGAAUGAUACGCCACGCCAGCACUAUGUCUGCCUGAGCAAGCAAGAAAAAGGAGGAAAGGGGACACCCAAAGCGCCUCUCAGGAAGUCUGCAGGGGAAUAUGUAUACCCCAUGACCCCCCAGGACUCGCCUGAGCGCAGGAGGGUGGUCUCAGCACCCAGCGCCCCCAUGGAGUAUGGUGAGCCGCUGCCAUUGCGCUGGCCAGCCCCGGAAGGAUACAUCCUCAGCAGCCAUGGCAUGGUCCCUGUCCCUCUGCCUCCACCCUCCAUGCCCGCUCCCAGUGGCCAAGCUUACGUGUCCCAGCAACACGCCCCCGGGCUGAGCAGGGCCCUGCUGAGAGGGGCCCUGGAGCGAGGGGAGCUGGGUGAGCUGGUGGAUCUCAGCCAGCUGAUGAGUAAGAAGAACUGCAGUGAUAGGACUCAGGCUGGCCAGUGACUCUUGAGGAAAUUAAGGGGACGGGAGCUUUUCCAUGUCCAGAGCUCUCUGUUUUGUUUACAUAGAUCUCUCUUUCCUCCUCACUCAGUCCAUUCCCCUCUUCCUUCCCAUCUCCCUACAUCUUUAUUUGUUAUUCAGCCCUCCUAAUCUCCUCUGUCAGUCUCUCAGGCAACCCCCCACCACCCUACCCCUUUUCACCCCAUGCAAAGUCUCUCUUUAUGACUGGCUGCUGGGUCUGCCACUCAUAUCCUGGCUCACAUUAAUUGGUCAGAUGGACUGAGGUUGUUGCUGUGUCUGCAUUGCAGAGUUGCCUCUCCCUCCAGCGGCAGCAGGAAGAGGGAGGAGAGAGAAUGGAGUGCAAAGAAAGAAAGAAAGCAGAAUGUGAGGCAGAGAGGAUGUGGACAGAGACAAAGAUGGACACGCAUUUAGAGGCUGCCUUCUCUGUGCAGAUUAACUGAGGAAGCAGAGCCAGUCAGAUACUGCUGCAGGAGUGGGAUGCUUUCCCCCCUCUUGGAUAACAUUAACAAGACUGCUGCCCAUCUGUUCUCCACUCUAUUACCUGUUGGUCUGAUUGCCAACUAGGCACUUGAAGUGAAAUUACAAAUUCUGAACAUCGUAAAAGUAUCUGAAGCUGUAGGUGACUCAUCAGACAAGUCAUUCUAACUGUAAACACAAAUCUAAUGGAUGAUGAGAAAACUCCUCUCUCUAGUUCGUUUUCUCACUCUUCCUCUUUGCUGCGCACAUACAGUACAUGCCUACAUGUUUUUGUACAGGUGAGUGAGGGUAUUUAGUAUUCUAUGUACACAGGAAGCACGGUGUGUGUGUGCCAAAUGCCUCUAAACUGUCUCAUAGGGAUAUGGGACCAUAACUCACAUCUUUGGAGAGCAAAGUGCAGCACUGAAAUGUCAGCACUAUUUUUGCCAACCGCAUGCUCCCCGUAAUGACAGCAUCUGAGCCAUCCAUCGCUCUAUUCAUUUGCCUCCUUACACCCCAUGUACUCUUUAAUGACCAAUAACUUCCAUGUUGGUCGUCUGGGGAGAUUGCACCAGAACAGUGGGCUGACACUGCGGGACAGAAAGAAAGAGAGGUGUUUUAGAGAAUUAAAAAAAUGGACUGCAAUAUAUGAACACCUUGUCCUUCACUGUCACCUUAGGGUUUUUCCACACACACGCGUCCAUUAAUGUUGCAUUAUAGACAUUUACACAGUCCGGUUUUAUAGGGCAAAUUUCCCCUUAAGCCCACAGUUAGUCAAGGUCCCACAGACAUGACACAGAACAAAGUGACAGUUACAGUCAUGAUGAUGGAAACCUCUGGCUUAACUCAAAGCCAAUAGGGGUAAUGGAAAUGUUCCCAGCAGGCAAAUGGGACCAUAUAUUCAGCCCAUGAAAGUGUCCCGUGCCAUGAAAUGGUCAGCGUUUAGGUCAACACAACAUUGUUUUUCUGUGGGUUAGUGAGGAGAUGGAAGUCAAAAAAAAGAAGAGAGUCAAGAUGAACAAGACAGAAACAAAAAGCAGGUAGGGCUUGAUGAAAUGAGAUGCACCAACAACAACAGUAGGGAAAAAGCGGGAACUGACCAGAUGAUUUGAUUUUCGCUCUCAGUCGCAGUCAGUAGUCGACACAUUUUGGUUUGUGCUAACCUUGUAGUGAGCAGCAAUAUAUGGUUUAUCUGUACAUAAUAAACUUUAAUUUAGAUAAAAUGAUAAGACAAACAGUAACUCCAAAAAAAAUGACAUCAGGCACAAGCUUGCAAACAAAAACAAACAUUAAUUAUUAUAAUUCAUUAUAGCUAUUAAUGUAUGAAAAUCUGUUUUCAUAGAAGUUUCACAUCAACCUACUCUAAGAUUGAAAUCACCAAGACGCUAAGUAUUACCAGUGUCUUUUUUUUCACGUCUGUGUGCCAAAACCAAGAUAUGAAUGAUAAAAUGAUGCCUGAUUAGUGAAGCAAGACAGAAACUUGUUUCAAAAGUGCCAUGAAGACCACUUCCAUCAGCAGUGCACGUCAUGUACUGCGGUGUCGGAUAACUCACUUGUUGCAGUAUACUUGUGAUAUGUAUGCCUUUGACCUUACAUGCUGAAUGUUUUAUUUUUGUAUCUAGAUGUCGGCUUGUACUGUUGAAAUCAUUUUUUCAGCCCCCACCCCUCUGUCUGCCCCGGAUGCCACUGACACUGAAUGCUGAAACCAACAGUGUUUGAGGGUCUGUUUAUAAACUACUCUGACACAUCAUGCCACACUUAUAUACUGUAAAUAUGUAAGAAUAAAUGCAGACACUUUGAACUUGAAUGUUUAUUAUAAUAUAAUAGCCAAUAUGUAAUAAUAAUGAUUUAGAAGUAGUUCAUAAGCAAACCUUCAAAUGGAGUGAAAUGCUGUGAGAACACUGUGUAUCUCAUUUUUUGUUUUUGCUGAUUCUGGGCUUUUCGUCUUAUUCUGUAGUCUAGUGAUUGUCUGUCUGUCAUUUCCAACCAACUGCCAUACUGGAGGAUCUUGAAAAUACAUGUCAACAUCCUGAGUGAAUGAAUGUACUCAUUCUUUUUUGUUUGUUUGUUUAUAGUCAUUAUACUGUGCAGUAAUAAGGAAAAGCACAAAAAUGUUCUUUUUUUGCAUUUUGAAAAUGAGCUGUUCUGUAUCAUUUGUGAAUAGUGUAAAUAAUCAUCCUGAAGGUAUAGCGUGUCCGUUUGGUUUCGAGGGGGGAUCCUUCAAGCUCUUCUGAGACACGACUGUGUUUGAGGUGUGAGAUUUUUUUUGGGUUUUCUCGGUGACAAUGCUGUGAAUAAGAUGUAUGUACAGUAUUUACGUGACUUUGGCUGACUGCUGAGCUCAGCUGUUUCUUGUUAUUAGAGUAGAGUCACAGGCCUGAUCUCAGCCAGAACUGAGCCUUCUCAUUUGACUGAUGCCUGUUGAGUUUUUGCAGUUGCUAAGAUACUGCUGUUAUAAUAACCAUCAAUCUUUGGAGUAUUGCUAUUAAAUGGCAUUAUAUAAUUGACUGCUAA